This is a messenger RNA of Coniosporium apollinis CBS 100218, 708 nucleotides long. RefSeq lists its product as uncharacterized. Lineage: Eukaryota; Fungi; Ascomycota; Dothideomycetes. The transcript has 2 exons. The record is from RefSeq and is a predicted model, not a curated record. The coding region runs from base 1 to 708 and encodes 235 amino acids.
AUGGCAUUGCCAGCCCUACAGCACCUCCUGCGCGAGCGUGACAACCGUUGGAGAGGCAUCACGCGAUACGGGCCCUUACUCCUCAUACCCAUCUUGAUAGCAGUGAUCCUCCUCUGGAUCUUCACCGCCGCGGCCCUCGUCCACAGCGCUACUCACGUCCAGACGCGCUGUUACGGCUCCGAAUCUAGAGGCACAAGACGUUGCUAUACCUUUCAUGGCACAGGCAUCGAGUGGAAGAACACAACCAGCGCCAUCAUCCACGUCUUCCUCCGCAUCUCGAUCCUCAUCUUCGAGUCCGUGCACGUCCCGCUGCAUCUCUGGUUCUACCUCCAUUCACGUCUCCACCCCGCCUGGGCCGUCUCGUUAGCCGUGAUUCUCAUGGGCGCCUGGUGGUGCUGCGCCACUUGGAUCUUUACCUACGACUUGUUAUACGAGUACUAUGAAAUGGGGAGGUAUGGUGGUGUACUGACGGCCGCGUGGAAGGGGCUCGCUAUCUUCAGAGCCGUGCUGGGGUUCGGCGUCGCGCUGGCCUAUACAGUGUAUAUGGGGUUUGCGGCGCAUGCUGUGAAGCGGUGGAGGAGGGCGAAGAAGGGAGGGAGAGUUGCGGAUCGGGAGGAGGGGUGGAGGUCGGGGAUGGGGAGAGCCAGCGGGGAAAGGGAGGUGAACGAGGAAGACCGAGAUGAUAGCAUGGAGCUGGGGAAGCUGUAA